Molecule: messenger RNA, 684 nt
Organism: Terrapene triunguis (Three-toed box turtle)
Lineage: Eukaryota; Metazoa; Chordata; Testudines; Emydidae
Product: taste receptor type 2 member 40-like
Exons: 1
Coding region: 1-684 (227 amino acids)
Biological process (GO): G protein-coupled receptor signaling pathway; sensory perception of taste; detection of chemical stimulus involved in sensory perception of bitter taste
Cellular component (GO): membrane
Molecular function (GO): G protein-coupled receptor activity; bitter taste receptor activity
Source: RefSeq, a predicted model, not a curated record
AUGUUCAUAAACCAAGUGAGUCUCUGUUUUGCAAGCUGCCUUUCUGUGUUCUACUGUGUGAAGAUUGCCACUUUCAACCAAUCCCUCUUCAGCUGCUUAAAAUUGAAAAUCUCCAAACUGGUGCCAUGGCUGCUUUGGGGCUCUGUGCUUUACUGCUUGGUUACCACAGUUGCUUUUACAUUGUUCAGCUAUUCCUAUUGCGUAUCCUCUCACAACUCCACAGAUCGUCUAUCAACAAAUAGCACGAUGUCAGACAAUAUAAAUAACCUUUUGGAGUUCACUUUUCUGAUACACAGUGUAGGAUCUAUUUUCCCCCUUAUCUUAUUUAUUGCUUCAUCUGUUCUGUUAAUCAUAUCCCUUUGGAGACACAUCAGGAAAAUGAACCUUAAUUCAGACCUUAAUCCAAAUUUCAGGAACCCCAGCACGGAUGCCCAUAUGCGUGCUCUUAAAUCUGUGGUGUCCUUUUUCAUCUUCUACAAUAUUUAUUAUGUGGUUUCAACCAUCCCAAUAGGAAACCCAUCCUAUUUCAAUGAUGAAUGGAAAUAUAUGGUGUGUAUAUUUAUAGCUGCUGCCUACCCUUCUGUAUACUCCAUUAUCUUGAUUCUGGGCAACCCCAAAUUAAAACUGGCCUCAGCAAAAAUUCUGCAUUCUGCCAAUUCCUGUUUCAGAAAGGUUACUUCAUAA